GAUACAGAUGAGGGGUCCUGGGAUGGGGUUCGAGCACCUGUCAUUGAAAGAGUAGCGUGUUCGUCAGGAGGCAAAUUAAAGCGAAGUCUUCCUGAAAUGCUGCCAGGAAAGGGAAAGGUACCUGCUACCCAGAAACCCAUAUGCCUGUGUUUGCCUGAAGCAAAGGAAAAGCAGUUUGGUAGCAUGUAUCGUGGUGUUGACGUAUGUGCAUGUGUCCGUCUUCCCAGCAAAGUAAUCGCUCUUAUUUUCCCUUACAGAGUCAACUGUUCAUUUUAUUUCAAAAUUGGAGCAUGUCGUCAUGGAGACAGAUGCUCUCGGUUGCACAAUAAACCGACCUUUAGCCAGACCAUUGCCCUCUUGAACAUUUACCGUAACCCUCAAAACUCUUCCCAGUCUGCUGACGGUUUGCGCUGCGCUGUGAGUGACGUCGAGAUGCAGGAACACUAUGACGAGUUUUUUGAGGAGGUUUUUACAGAAAUGGAGGAGAAGUACGGUGAAGUUGAGGAGAUGAAUGUCUGCGAUAACCUUGGAGACCACCUAGUCGGGAACGUGUACGUCAAGUUCCGCCGUGAGGAAGACGCGGAAAAGGCUGUGAUUGACCUGAACAACCGCUGGUUUAACGGGCAGCCCAUCCACGCGGAGCUCUCCCCGGUGACCGACUUCCGAGAGGCGUGCUGCCGCCAGUACGAGAUGGGGGAGUGCACACGAGGCGGCUUCUGCAACUUCAUGCACCUGAAGCCCAUUUCCAGAGAGCUGCGGCGGGAGCUGUACGGACGUCGGCGCAAGAAGCAUAGAUCGAGGUCCCGGUCCCGGGAGCGUCGCUCUCGGUCUAGAGACCGUGGCCGUGGUGGCGGCGGCGGCGGUGGCGGCGGCGGCGGGGGACGGGAGCGCGACAGGAGGCGGUCGAGAGACCGUGAGAGAUCUGGGCGAUUCUGAGCUGUGCCGUUUUUACCGUAUGUCUGCUAGACAGUGUUGUAGUUGAUUGACCAAACCAGUUCAUAACGGGAAUUUUUUUUAAAAAACAACAAAAAAAAACAAAGAUGGGUUUCUGAAUAAAAUUUGUAGUGAUACAGUA
Molecule: messenger RNA, 1075 nt
Organism: Neomonachus schauinslandi (Hawaiian monk seal)
Lineage: Eukaryota; Metazoa; Chordata; Mammalia; Carnivora; Phocidae
Gene: U2AF1
Product: U2 small nuclear RNA auxiliary factor 1
Exons: 7
Coding region: 97-936 (279 amino acids)
Biological process (GO): mRNA splicing, via spliceosome
Cellular component (GO): U2AF complex; spliceosomal complex
Molecular function (GO): metal ion binding; pre-mRNA 3'-splice site binding
Source: RefSeq, a predicted model, not a curated record